Symsagittifera roscoffensis is the source of this 3542-nucleotide messenger RNA. Its product is annotated as coiled-coil domain-containing protein 191-like. The record is from RefSeq and is a predicted model, not a curated record. Lineage: Eukaryota; Metazoa; Xenacoelomorpha; Acoela; Convolutidae. The transcript is spliced from 3 exons. Bases 25 to 3345 code for a protein of 1106 amino acids.
AAACUUAUUAAAUAGUAUUUUUGAAUGAGUUCGUAUAAAUGGCGCCGAGCAAGCCAGAAGCAUUCGGAAAUCGAGGAGAGGUUGCGGUCUGUACACGCAGAUCAAAAGGACGACCCGCGAUUGUGGUGCGAAAAGGUAGCAGCGGCAACAGACUACGCCGUGUCAACAGUUAGUGGGAAGAAACCUCCGAGUUACAUGGCCAAGAGUCGUAACAGUGGUAUGAGUUUCGGAUCGCAUAAUCAUCAGCCUGAAGUGUACAUAGACGACGAUGAGAUCCAAAAAACAGCGCAAGAUUUGCUAAAUCAGUGGAUGACUGAAAACGUAGACAGAGAAAAGGAAGAACGCCAGCUAUGCGAACAAUUAGAUUUAGAAGAACUCGAAAACUCUAACCGCUUUGACUCGAAAUUCGAUCGAAGUUCCGAAAAUUUGUUCCGUGAAGAUCAACGUGGAUCUCAUUUUGCUAUGUUUAACGGCGGACCCGAUGGAUUUAAGUCUACAAAACACGAAAUAUCGCCAGGAUUUGCUUCUAAAUCGAGAUCGAAAGACAAAGAAAAUGAAGUGAAAAAAUCGAGACGAAGUACAAUGUUUGGAGCUACUAAUUCAAGUGGAUUAUCAGGAUCAGCAGAUAAUGGUGGAGAUCUAGAUUCAUAUGAUUUCAAGCGGAAAUCAGUCGCCAACACUUUCGGAAAUGAGCAAUUCAACUCUCAUUCAAGAUCGAAUGGAUAUUUCGGAAGUGAUAGUAAUUAUACGCAAGCAUCAAACUAUAAUGGAGCUUUAGAUAGUUCGUUUUCGAAAGAUUCAGAAUUGAACAAAAAGUUUAACGAGUUGGAAGAAAAGUACGAGUUGAUGACAGUCGACUCAAUUCUAGACGGAAUUUUGAACAAACAGUUUGAUCAAAAUAAACACAUCAUGAAGAAUUUAGGAUUUAAGAAUGAGAAAACUCAGCCGACAGGCGGUGGCUUGGCCGCAAAAAUGGAAUUAAGACACCAAGAAAUUGUGAAAAAACGGGAAGAAAGGCUGAAAAAAGUAGAUACAAAUAAGAAAGAAAAAGAAGUCAGCCGUGAAACCGAAAUGGCUGCAAGAAAAAUUUUACUCGAGGAAGAAAAAUUACAAAUCGAGCAAAAAGCAGCUGAAGAAAAAAAGAUCAAAGAGGAGAUGGAAAAAAUAAGGCGUGAAAUUCAUGAACAACAAACUGUAAUGCGUGAACAACAGAAACGGGACUUCGCUUUACGACAGGCUGAAAUUGAAAAAGACAAACUUAAGCUUGAAAGUAAAAGGCAGAAAGAAAAUAUGGAGAAAUUAGCGCUGGAAAAAACCCGGGAGGAAAAUAAGAGAAAAAUAGCUGCACGAAUGGAACAAGUCAAAAUUAAAGAGAUGAAAAUUAAUAUGCAUGUGUUACAGAAGCAUUUUCAUGCUUGGUAUAACUUUAUAAUUGAUCAGCGACUGAAAAUUGGCAAGGCUGUUGCUUUAAGCGAAUGGCGUCUUCUUUCAAGGAUUUACAAUACUUGGAAACACAAAACGGUUCAAAAACAGUGCGAAGUUGAGGCAGUUAAACAUGAGCUUAAUAUGAAACGAUCUGUACACUUUGAAAAAAUGGCCAAUGAAUUCAACAGAGUUCGUCUGUUAAAAAAGUGUUUUAGCAGAUGGACAGUCUUUGUCACAAUUUCACAUGAAGAACUUGACAUUCAAAAAGAAGCCGAAAAUCGUAAAGAACGUUUGGAAAAGUUUUUAGACGCUGCAAAAAGUGGAAAAUUGUGGCAUGAAAACAGUGUCGACAACGAAGAAAACGAACAUUUUUCCUCAGAGCUAGGAGAUACGGUAGCGUUUCUGGAGAAUUCGGGUCACAGAAGUACAAACAAAACACAGCGAACAGUUACAAAUAGAUCUAAUAGUUCUAGCUUCAAAAGCGAAAAGAUCUUCAAAAUGUUCAACUCGAAACCGAAUGGCGUUGUAACGUCAACACCGCGUCUGAACAAUUCAGGCGAAGGAUCCAAAAUGAGAGGCAAUUUUAAAGUUGAAACUCCAUCAAUGCCCUGGCAAAUACGGAAAGGAAUAGCAUCUGACUUGACCAUAGAGCAACUUGAACAAAUUGGACAAUCAACUAAAAAGGCUAUUAAUGAUUCAGCAAAACAAGUGCAGGAAAAAUUAACCGAGAAGCAAACUGCGCAACAAAAACAACUUCAGCAGCAGGAGAAAAUUUUGAAAGACCAACAGAAAGUGAUAAACCAAUUGCAAAAACAACUAGUUAGUAACAAAAAAGUAGGCGAUUUUUUUGCAAAUGAUCUGUGCGGAACACCACAUCACGUUUCUGAACCUUGCGGAACACUCUAUACUAACAGUGUGACAUCAGCAGCUUCGGAGGUUCCGUCGGGUCGCUCGGAAGUUUCCUCAACUAUUUCGCGAGCAACUUCAGCAUCUGCAGUGAAACAUGACCCGAUUGUUUCGGCGAUGGAAGAGCGUGACCGAAUUCGCCAGGAGAAACGAGCGAAGUUUGAAGCUAUUAAAAGGAAACGGGAAGAGGAAAAGUUGAGACUAGCAAAAUUGGAGCAAGAGGACUUGGAGCAAAAGUUGUUAGAAGAAAAGCGAGUAGCGGCCGAAAAAAAACGACAGGAAUUGUUACAGCAGAAAGAAUUGGAACGUAAAAAGGCUGAAGCUAACGCUAAGUUACAAGCUUUAAAUGCGAAAGCAGAUGAGUUCAAUGAAAAGCGACUUGUAAAAUAUUAUGGCGUCAAACCAUGGAUAAGAUUAGUUAAAUUAGCCGAAAGCAAUGAAGUUCUUGCAAAAAAUUGCUUCGCUAAAAAAAUAUGCGGAAAUUGUUUUGCUGCGUGGAGACAAGACGCAAAAAAUUCGGCUGAGCUGAAACAAAACAUGGCUGAAGAAUUGAACGGUUACUUUUUGAUUAGAAGACAUUUCAAAUCGUGGCGUAGAUACAAGCAGAUAUCUGAUAUUUUGAUGUUGAAAGCUGAAAGGCAUUUCGCUAGAGUUCUGAAAAAGAACUUUUUCAAGCAGUGGGUUGUGUUUACAGAUCAGAGGCGAAUUGAAAGCGUGAUGAAUUUGGAAAUAGCUGAAAAACAUAAUGAAGAACGUCUCAGUAAGAGGUGUCUGAAAGCGUGGCGCUUGAUUCCUGGAAUCGAAAAAGCGGAACGUGAACGCAUUAAUCGUCGCGCCGAAUUGAGAAGUUUAGUGGCACAGAUAAUUCCGGACUUCAAAGGUACUUCGAAUAGUGAAGAGCAAAAUGAUAGUUUGGAAAUGGAAUCCACGCCGAUUCUCGGUGCUGAAGUUGACCAAUCAGAAAGAGAUCAAAAUGAUUAUCUACACUAUACUAGCUUUGAUCUUAGAAAAUAAAAACAGUUUGCUAUGAAGAUAUGAUGCUUAAUUUAGGUGGUGCCAUAUUGCAGCUUAGUUUUGAAAAUAUGUAGUUUUUUUGCUGUAAAUUUGUAAAUAUUGUUAGAAAGUUUUUUUUGUAUAGUUUAUUUGAAAUUUAAGGUCAUAAGUAUUUAAUGUUUAGUGCUGAGUACAUUUAAAUGUAGAAUAACGUAAAA